UACGAUACGAAUGAAUGAGAAUGGGACAAUGGUUCGACAUCGACGGUGUACUAUGCUCAGAGAAUAUAAUUUUGUAUUUUAAGGGGAAAUCAUAUACUAUAGAACACAGUCCGACCUGCCCGCCACAGAAUUUCAUGUUCACUCAGUUGAAUUAUUCGUGAAUCUUUAUAUCAUUGGGAAGAGUUUUAUAUUUGUCGCGUAAAAUAAAAAAUCUAUAAAUAUUUUUCUAAAGUAUUGAAAAAAUAAUUACUUAAACUAAUUGUUUGGUAUUCAAAUUAAAAGGACGCGCAAUAAAAAAAUUAUUGGGAACCCUUGUGAACUUAUCUAAUAUCUUGAACUGUGCGUUACCAGUAAAUAUAAAUAUUUUGAUUCGAUAGAAAGAUAAAUGACUUCGGUGUUGCCGUUGUGUUCAAAUAUUUUUUUUGUGUGGAACUCCAUCAGGACCCUCUGAAGUAUCUUCAUUGAGACCCGACAAAGCUACUUCAAUUUCAUGUAAAUGCGAUAAUCUUGUGAAUUCAUACAAAAUGCUAAUGACUGGGCCGACAGAAACAGAUACAGCCAGUUUAGCUCUAGUGCCCCCGAGAACUGCAACAACAGCUACCAUUCAACAAAGGGAUACAACAUGGACAAAGCUCUUUGUAGGAGGCUUACCCUACCACACAACUGAUAAAAGUCUCAGAGAUCACUUUUCUGUUUUUGGUGAUAUAGAAGAAGCAGUUGUUAUAACCGACCGCCAAACCAAUAAGAGUCGUGGAUAUGGAUUUGUUAUAAUGGGUGACAGAGUCAGUACUGAACGAGCGUGCAAAGAUCCAAAUCCAAUCAUAGAUGGAAGGAAAGCUAAUGUAAAUCUAGCGAUUCUAGGUGCCAAGGCCCGUAUGAAUAUUGCUCCUGGAUUUCCGUAUGCUGCUGCUGCUGCCGCCACAAGCUUAAGGGCUGGAUAUUCUUUAAUACCAAAUCAAUUUGGAAUUCCACCACCUUACAUUUACGGGUCACCUUACUUAAGUGCUGCUGCUACAGCUUCAGCAAAUACAGCCAAUGCUGCGUCCGGCUUAGUGCCAAUCCAGGCUUCGCAGUUAUCUCAUGCAGCUGCCAUUGCUGCAGCAACUAAUCAAUUUUAUGAAUAUCAUAAUGCUGUCGUUGCUGCUGCCGCUGCACCAUAUUCUGGACAGUAUCCGACUGGUUUUGAGGCAUAUCCAUAUUCUGGCACUGUGGCAGGUAACUGCUUUACUGAACUAGGUAACGCAUCUACCGCGGGUUAUGUAACACCUUACACAUAUGCUACUUUGCCACACACAGGAGCUAGUGCUGCGACGGGAGCUUUUGCAGCUCUUAGUCCAUACCAACAGGCUACAAAUGCUUCUAUUCAAGAUGCAAGACUUCAAUAAAAUUGUAAAUGCAUAACACAAAUUGUAAACCGUUGCUUGUCAGGAAACCAAUACUUAAACUUAUUAGACAAAUAUUUAAUAAUCAUAGUUUUAAAAAGUGGAAAGGUACGGAUAUAUUGAGUAGUAGUGUUUGUAGACUAAAUCAUAGGUAUGUGUUAUGAAUAUGAGUUGUACAGAAAAGAUUAGUAAAAGUUUCAUGUCUUUGCAAAGAAGUAAUAGUGAACGUUAUUAAAGCUUAUACAUUUUCA
This is a messenger RNA of Episyrphus balteatus (marmalade hoverfly), 1633 nucleotides long. Its product is annotated as RNA-binding protein 24-B-like. The transcript has 9 exons. Gene Ontology annotation, cellular component: cytosol. The coding region runs from base 525 to 1385 and encodes 286 amino acids. NCBI's taxonomy places the organism in Eukaryota, Metazoa, Arthropoda, Insecta, Diptera, Syrphidae. Gene Ontology annotation, molecular function: RNA binding. The record is from RefSeq and is a predicted model, not a curated record.